AUGCCGGCUCUGUGCGCGGCGCGGGUAUUCCAGCUUACGCGGGAGCUCGGCCACAAGUCCGACGGCGAGACCAUCGAGUGGCUGCUGCAGCAGGCGGAGCCAGCCAUCCUCGCCGCCACCGGUACCGGCACCAUCCCGGCCAACUUCUCCUCCCUCAACAUCAGUCGCGCGGCCUCCGGCACCACCCGCCCCGCGCCAUUCCCCGCCCUCGCGCUCCACCCCCACCACCACCACCACCAGUCGCCGCACCCGCAGCACGACAUGUCCACCAUGCUAGGUUACAACCACCUGCUCCCGCCGCCGCAGGAGCCGCCCCAGGACGCAAACAGUCCCGGUUCGUUCAUGAGGAAGCGGUACCGAGAGGACCUGUUCAAGGAGGACGACGAGCGCCAUGAUCCUAACGCGCCCAAGGCGCGCGAGCAGCAGGUGGCGCCGCCCGCCGCAAUGUGGGCCGUGGCGCCGAAUAGCGCGGCGCCUGGAGGCGCGUUCUGGAUGUUGCCCGUGUCCGCGAGCCAGGCUGCCACGGCUCGGCCGACCGAGCAGCCUAUGUGGUCUUUCGGCGGCGGUGGGGGGAGCAGCACCGUGCAGGCGCCGCUGCAGUUCAUGUCAACAAGGGUGAACUACCCCAGCAGCGGCGGCGCGAUGGGCGGCAUGCCGGACACCAGCAUCGGCAUGCUUGCUGGGCUCAAUGCUUACGACCGCGGCGUCGGAGGUACGGAAGAAGAGCAGCAGCAGCAGCAGCAGCAGGAGCAAGACCAGCAACAGGAAAUGGAGCAGCAGCGCGACGGCAGCGGCGGUGGCAACGAAGGCGAAGAGGACGGCGACGACGACAGCGGCGGAGAAGAGGAAGGCCAUGGCAACAACAGCUCACAGUAA
This is a messenger RNA of Triticum turgidum subsp. durum (durum wheat), 876 nucleotides long. Lineage: Eukaryota; Viridiplantae; Streptophyta; Magnoliopsida; Poales; Poaceae. The record is from the annotation of a GenBank genome assembly.